This is a messenger RNA of Syngnathus typhle (broad-nosed pipefish), 838 nucleotides long. RefSeq names its product signal recognition particle 14 (gene srp14). Lineage: Eukaryota; Metazoa; Chordata; Actinopteri; Syngnathiformes; Syngnathidae. Bases 134 to 466 code for a protein of 110 amino acids. The record is from RefSeq and is a predicted model, not a curated record. Gene Ontology annotation, biological process: SRP-dependent cotranslational protein targeting to membrane. Gene Ontology annotation, molecular function: 7S RNA binding; endoplasmic reticulum signal sequence receptor activity. The transcript is spliced from 5 exons. Gene Ontology annotation, cellular component: signal recognition particle, endoplasmic reticulum targeting.
GGUAAAUGAAGGGGAGAUUGGCGGAAGUGGAGACGAGAGGAGGAAGAGCGCACGCACCACUAGUAGUACGUGUGCAUGUAGCUGUUAGCGUCCGGCUGUUGAGCUAAUCCUACGUUUCUCUCAGGUCACAAAAAUGGUGCUGCUUGAAAACGAUUCGUUCCUCACAGAGCUCACACGUUUAUUCCAAAAGUGCAGAUCAUCCGGUAGUGUUGUCAUCACUUUGAAAAAGUAUGACGGGAGGACCAAGCCCAUGCCCAGGAAAGGCAACUUAGAGUCUUUUGAGCCUGCAGAUAAUAAAUGUCUUCUCAGAGCUUCGGAUGGCAAAAAGAAAAUCAGCACAGUGGUCAGCACCAAAGAAGUAAUCAAGUUUCAGAUGGCCUACUCCAACCUCCUGCGAGCGCAUAUCGACGGCUUGAAAAAGAAAGACAAGAAGAGCAAAAGCAAGAAGAGCAAAGCCACCCAGUGAGCAACAGACUCAAGGGCUCAUGAACUGAUCCCGUUCCUUUCUGAGAAGAUGGGGGCGGCUCCCACCCGGGUCAGUCUCGGUUCAUCCACCCGGUGAUCACUUUGAUAUUUUGCCAUGAUCACGUGUCGUCAAUGACUUUUCCGUGCCAUCUGGGAGGAUUUCUUGUACUGCACAAAUGGAACUCUGGAGAAAAUCCACACAGUUGGAUGCAUUUUCUUUGGUUAAAUGGCUACGCUUUCUAUUUAUGUUCAAAUAACAAUUGUGAAAGCAGUCACUUUUUAUGUUUGAGCGUUUUUCUUUUUUUUUUUUUAAAGGGGAGGUGUGUAUAUCUUUCGAAGAGAUGGAAUGAAAUGUUUCACUAAAAUCACAUUU